AUGUCGCCUGACGCUCGGUAUCCAGAAUGGAACGAUAAAUAUUCAAUGCAGAUAAUCGUGGCGAUCGGUGGUGGCUCGUGGCGCGAGUUUUUCAAAUUCAAGGAAGGAAUGAAUGCUCAAGGAUUUAACGCUUCGCUCGAGUAUUUGGACGAAUUGUACACGGGAAAUGGAUCGAGUAAACGAGAAGCGCUCUAUUCCGCAGCUUUCAAUUUGAUUGCGUCGAUUCAGUUUCCAGAGACGUAUGUUCGAGAGAAAGCGUUGGAUAUAUUAGAACUUGCUAAUGGACUCGGCGCUGAGAUCAAGACGGAGCUUAUCCGAGGAGAAAAGACAUCGAACGGACAUGUAGCUUACUACGACGGCGAACCGAAGGUCAAGGGCGAUGUCGGCGGGGAUAAACGAACGGCAAAGAAAAAUCUCGUUUACAAGCUCUUACAGCCGCUCUGGAAAAGUCUUGACGAAAAGAAAACGCGUGAAGGAAUUGGACGAAAAUCAAGGAUUGCAAUCAGAACAAAAGACGUCCCAGAAGAGAGAAAGAGACAAUUGGCGGUUAAUUUUCCCCAGCACAAUUCUUCGACACGCAUGAGUAGUUCCACUCCGGAGAACGACCAUUCGAUGGUUAUGAGAAUGGGUCAGCUGAAGGUUGAAAAUAAAGUUCCCCACCCAGAUCGCGACAUUCAAACUCCUCCACGGCAGAUUUACCUUCAGCAGCAGCAGCAGUAUCAUCCGAUGAAUGGACCGGUUAUUGGCACUUAUCACCGGCUCCCUGACACUGAUAAACGAGCCAAAGUGAUGGACUACUUUCGUAGGUCGCCAAAUCAACCUCCAGUCAUUCAAGAUCGAUCGGAACUCCAAACUCCUGUCGGAGAAGAUCUGGACGAUGUCGGUUCCAUCGCUUCAGGGAUCAUCAGCCGGGAUCGUUUUCAAACGCCAAAGUUAGAAGUCGAAAACGCCGAAUGCACCGUGUGUACGCUCAAGCGACCAGUGUCGAUUAUUGUGCCGAUGAAUGACGUGUUUUCGAAGUGCAUUCACACGGCUAGAAUUUGCAGAAUCUGCGCGCUUGGCCAUAUUGAAAUGUUGAAGAAGCGGGAAAGCCGAUUUCCCAACCAAUGCCCGUUGUGCUAUUAUCUUGAGUUUGCAAAGCACAAUGAUAGACUCAAGGACAACUACAGGGACCUUACUGAUCGGACCGCCCCUGGAGAUCGGAGAGGGUAUGAUCCGAUGAAUCCGCUGAACGAAGAAACUGCGGAGAAUUUGACAAGAACGCAUGUAACAACAAGCAAAAACAUAUCCACGAAAUGGGCAAGUACUGAUCCUCGGAUAAGUCAGUCAGCGUCAAACCCAGCUCUCCACAAUAAAAGACCAUCUGCUAGAGCCUACAAGACGAAUAUCCAACUGCAGGAUAUUCGUAUCACUUCUCAGAAGUAA
Molecule: messenger RNA, 1425 nt
Organism: Oikopleura dioica
Lineage: Eukaryota; Metazoa; Chordata; Appendicularia; Copelata; Oikopleuridae
Source: the annotation of a GenBank genome assembly